AUGGCUCCGUACGAUAUUGACUGGGAAGGUCUCAAGAGAUUCAUCUCCGAGAAGGAGGGUUAUGAGCGCAACUUCGGCACCGCGGCGCCUCUCACUAAUGCUCAAAGGGCCGCAAUUCAUACCUUAGUCCCACCCCCUCAAGUAUCUCCAGAGGAAGCCACGGAUGACAUCAACUGGGUAUCUACUUUGCUGCACUACCUUCAGGUCCACCAUCUCACAUCUGAUAUCAAAUUCACCGAUGAACCCGUCCACCUUCCGAACCCAGUUGGCAAAGGCACAGAUUUGAAAUGGAGAUGUUUCACCGAGCUGCCCAAUGGUGAAGGUCCGUUUCCUCGUGAUGGCUACGGGGCUGCGGCCGACGGGGCAGGGCCAGUGUUCGCACGCAAACAGGAUGCGAAGCAGCACGCUGCCCGUUCGGUUUGCGAGUACCUGAUAUCGAACAACAGGAUGGAUAUUUCCCAAGCUGUCUUCAAGCUGAUUGUGCCAUCCAAGCGAAAACCUACCGCUGCAGCGGCAGCACCGCCUCCGACAGCGGCACCGUCUGCCCAGACAGAGGCAACGCGUCCCACCAAGCGGCAAGGCUUCCAGGACGGGGACGUACCUCGACAGAAUUUGCCGCCAACGAGUGCCAUCCCGGGCCUCUCCAUGGCGCCCUUCAGCAGCGAUGCGAUUCAGCCGCGUUCUUUGUUCCGGGCAGACAGCAACCCGCCCCCAAGCAUCCUCACACCUGGCGACUCUGUGCGACGAAGCGAACCACGGCCGGUAGCAGGCCAGGUAGCGGAGCUCGCUCGUGUCCUCAAGCUCCCGCUGCCGCGCUACGACUGUGUUGCUGACGUCGGCAGUAGGAACACCUGGUCAGUGACGGCCGAUUUUGGCGACCAUCAUCUACCGCCCGUGGGGCUCGGCGCGUUUUCGGGGGUGUUCACAAAGCAGGCUGCGAAGGAGAGGAGUGCUGAGGCAGUUUUGGAGUGGAUGAUCGGCGUGAAGGAGGACCGGGAGCAGAUUGCAAAUAAGUUCCUCGAGGGGGGGCUUCUUUGA
Verticillium nonalfalfae is the source of this 1038-nucleotide messenger RNA. RefSeq lists its product as uncharacterized. The coding region runs from base 1 to 1038 and encodes 345 amino acids. NCBI's taxonomy places the organism in Eukaryota, Fungi, Ascomycota, Sordariomycetes, Glomerellales, Plectosphaerellaceae. The transcript is spliced from 3 exons. The record is from RefSeq and is a predicted model, not a curated record.